Necator americanus (New World hookworm) is the source of this 330-nucleotide messenger RNA. RefSeq lists its product as uncharacterized. The transcript is spliced from 2 exons. The record is from RefSeq and is a predicted model, not a curated record. NCBI's taxonomy places the organism in Eukaryota, Metazoa, Nematoda, Chromadorea, Rhabditida, Ancylostomatidae. Bases 1 to 330 code for a protein of 109 amino acids.
AUGGAAAACGACUUGAAGGAAGAACUGAAUAGAAGAAUGAGAGCAGCAUGGGCAGCAUUCGCAGCCGUCAGGGAAGCUACGGACCAACUGACGGACCAUGAUCUUCGUGCCCAUCUGUUCAACUCGACAGUCCUUCCAUCGCUCUGUUACGCAGCGGAGACAGCCCUUGAGAGAUGUCUCCUGAAGUUUAACCGGCGCACACAACACCUUGCCGGUCUUCGUAGCUCCGACUUAAGAAGAAUGUCCCGUCUUCGCGACCCAGCGGAAUAUGUAUCGAAAGCAAAACAUGGAUGGGCUGGUCACAUCAUGAGAAGAAUCGACGAUAGAUGA